This is a messenger RNA of Neoarius graeffei (lesser salmon catfish), 1122 nucleotides long. Its product is annotated as pepsin A-like. Gene Ontology annotation, molecular function: aspartic-type endopeptidase activity. The record is from RefSeq and is a predicted model, not a curated record. The coding region runs from base 1 to 1122 and encodes 373 amino acids. Gene Ontology annotation, biological process: proteolysis. The transcript is spliced from 9 exons. NCBI's taxonomy places the organism in Eukaryota, Metazoa, Chordata, Actinopteri, Siluriformes, Ariidae.
AUGAAACAGAUUCUGAUCCUGUGUGUGUUGGUGGCACUCUCACAGUGCAUCAGGGUACCGCUGAUCAAGGGCAAAACUGCACGGCAGAGGCUGCAGGAGCAAGGUCUAUGGGAGGAAUACAGAAAGAAACAUCCUUAUGCCCCCUGGGUCAAGUUUGAUCAGACUGGCCAAGAGUCCAUGACCAAUUAUGCUGAUCUUUCUUACUAUGGUGUGAUUACCAUCGGAACUCCUCCUCAGUCCUUCACAGUGGUUAUGGACACAGGCUCAUCUAAUCUGUGGGUGCCGUCUGUGUACUGUUCCAGCCAAGCCUGCGAGAACCAUAAGCAGUUCAAUCCACAGCAAUCCAGCACAUUCCGGAGCACCUAUCAGUCUCUCUCUAUUGCGUAUGGCACAGGCAGCAUGACCGGAUUCAUUGGAAAUGACACUGUGACGGUUGGUGGAAUUUCAGUGCAAAAUCAGGUCUUCGGACUGAGUGAAACUGAGGCACCCUACAUGGCUAGCAUGACGGCAGAUGGUAUCCUGGGUCUGGCCUACAAAUCCAUUGCCUCUGAUGAUGUCACUCCUGUCUUUGACAACAUGAUGAGUCAGGGCUUGGUCUCCCAGGACCUCUUCUCAGUCUACCUGAGCAAUGAGCAAGAGGGUAGCAUGUUGUUCCUGGGAGAGAUUGACAGCUCCUACUACAAUGGCAGCAUCUACUGGAUCCCAAUUUCCUCUGAGACCUACUACCAGAUCAACAUGGACAGUGUUUCUAUCAAUGGGCAGGCUGUUGCUUGCACUGGAGGAUGUCAGACUAUUAUUGACACUGGCACUUCCUUUAUUGUUGGCCCAACAUCAGACGUCACUUACCUUAAUUCCAGGCUGGGCGCCACAUUAGACCAAGAUGGAUAUUAUAAGUUGAAUUGUGACACCAUCCAGAGCCUGCCUUCAAUUUCCUUCACCCUUAAUGGCUACCCCUUCUCCAUCCCUCCUUCAUCCUAUGUCAGUCAGGACUAUUAUGGCUGCACAACACGUUUUGGUCGUAGUGCGGGCUCUCUAUGGAUUUUGGGUGAUGUUUUCAUCCGAAACUAUUAUACCAUCUUUAACAGGCAGACCAACAGUAUUGGCUUGGCUCAGGUUGCUUAA